UGAUGGGUGACACCUGUAGGGUGUGGCUCUUCCAUUAAGGCCCCUUUAAAUAGGAGUGGGCGGGGCUGCCCAGCAGUGCCAGAUUCUUGUGGGUGGCCAGGUUGACUGCUGGGCCCACGCUGUUUGUGCAGCAGCUGUGAGCCACUGGGGUAAAUUAGUUUUUUUUACCCCAAUGUUUGCAGAAUAAGAUUCUCUGCUCUCUCCAUGAUGAGCAGGGUCAUCAGGGGGUGGAGCGGACUCUACAGUUGGUUCGAGCUCGUUAUUACUGGCCCAAUAUGUACACAGAUGUGGAAAAAUGGUGCAAAACUUGUGAAAGAUGUGUGUUGUCAAAGGCUGUUCAGCCCAAAGUUAAAGUUUUUAUGGGCACAGUCAAAGCAUCCCGACCUAAUGAGAUUUUAGUCAUUGAUUUCACAGUGUUGGAGCCUUCUUCAGAUGGGAGGGAGAAUGUUCUCGUCAUGACUGAUGUUUUUUCAAAAUAUACACAGGCUAUCCCAACAAAAGACCAGCGAGCGAGUACCGUGGCAGAAGCGUUGGUCAAGAAUUGGUUUCAGUUAUUUGGGGUGCCCAACCGUAUUCACUCAGAUCAGGGCAGGAAUUUUGAGAGCAACUUGGUCCAACAGCUCUGCAAGCUGUAUAAAGUUGCAAAGAGCCGUACCACUCCAUAUCACCCACAGGGGAAUGGUCAGUGUGAGCGCUUCAAUCGCACUUUACAUGACUUACUGCGAAGUCUCCAACCUGAACAAAAAAGGAAGUGGCCACGUCAUCUUGCUCAGGUCACUUUUGCCUAUAACACCACCGUGCACCAGACAACAGGCAGAACCCCUUAUUUUUUAAUGUUUGGGAGGGAGCCACAGUUGCCUGUAGAUAUGCUUAUAGGCGGGGAAAUGACAGAGGAAGAUCUUCCUUUAGAAGAGUGGGUUGAGGAGAACCAAAAGUCCUUGGCUUCAGCCUAUGAGACAGUGCAACAAAGAGUGGACAGUCAAAUAGCUCAGAGGGACCUUAGAAAUCAGGAUCGGUGUGCUUCUCCCGACCUUGAAGAAGGUGAUCUUGUGUACACCAGGAACCAUUCUGUCAGAGGCCGAAACAAGAUUCAGGAUUGUUGGGAUUCAACUUUGUAUGAAGUUGUUCGCCCACCUCCUCCAAGAGGAGUGGUGUAUUCCAUAG
This is a messenger RNA of Oryzias melastigma (Indian medaka), 1164 nucleotides long. RefSeq lists its product as uncharacterized. Lineage: Eukaryota; Metazoa; Chordata; Actinopteri; Beloniformes; Adrianichthyidae. The record is from RefSeq and is a predicted model, not a curated record. Gene Ontology annotation, biological process: DNA integration. Gene Ontology annotation, molecular function: nucleic acid binding.